Messenger RNA from Marchantia polymorpha subsp. ruderalis, 1103 nucleotides. The record is from the annotation of a GenBank genome assembly. NCBI's taxonomy places the organism in Eukaryota, Viridiplantae, Streptophyta, Marchantiopsida, Marchantiales, Marchantiaceae.
ACUGUGCUCAUCCGAUUCGGAUCGGAGAAAUUACUAUCGAGUGUAAUAAGAUCAAGAGGAAGAAAAUCAGAUCUUCAUGUGAGCAAAGUGAGCAUCAAGUCUUAUCCCUAAAAACUGCGAAAAUUUAAGCACACCUUUGUAGCAGCAGCUUGUAACUUUACACGAAAGGAUUGACUAUCACUUCACUUUGUGUUUCACUUGUACUUGCCACACGGAAUGUGAACCAAGGAACGCGGCAUUGAAUAAAGAUCGAAAGGGCGAGCGUGACUGUCACAUAGAAGAAACGAGGCAGUUCUCGUAUUCUUAAGACGGACAGGUAUCAUUCUAGAACGAUAUCUGUCCAUCGACUACUGCCUUGAAUGGGAUGCGUACGCGUCGAGGGUCGGCUCCAGUUCAGAUCUGCGAGGGCAAGAAAGAGUGUACUUCUUCAACAUCCAUCUCUGACAUGGACGAGAUUUGUUCUGUUGGAGCUCUUUCCAUCAUCAUCAUUGGGCGUUUGACUUCUUGUACCUCUCCUCUGUAUCUCGUGUGUGAAUUCCGUCGCGUACUCGCAGACGUCGCUUGUAAAAAGACUGCGCAUGGUGCUUUUUAUCACGCAUGCUGCGGUUCCCGGGCAUUCUGGCAGGAAGUUGACUUCAGACCAGCUUGAUUGGCCGCGCUAUAUCAGCAUUUUCCAAUGAUUAGGCAACCAUCCUCUUCACUACGUUUGCUGAAAGGAUGUGACAUCGCAAUCGUAUAUGAAACACGUUGCGACAUCGAAUGUCGAGGUUUUUUUUUGGUUGUCCAGCAUCCUUCCCAAGUUACUUCUGAGGAUGAGGGUCCAUGUCAUGGGUUACACAACUCAAAGGAGACGAAUCUUCUUCUCUAGGGAGCAAGGACAUGAUUAUCCACAACCUCUGUUCUUAGCCAGUGCUCGGGAUGUCAAGACAGAGUAACCAUGCUGUGAGCAAAUGACCUUGGUUUGCACUAAGUUCUGCCACAGUUCUAUAGCGUUACUUUAUUGUAUACUAUUUAAAGUACAUGUUUUGGAAUAUUUUAUUCAAUACCACAUUGUACAACCAAUUUUUCGAAGCACCUAGCUUCCUGAAAUGUUUAAAAGAUUG